This is a messenger RNA of Theileria parva strain Muguga, 1719 nucleotides long. Its product is annotated as RAP domain protein. Lineage: Eukaryota; Apicomplexa; Aconoidasida; Piroplasmida; Theileriidae. Bases 1 to 1719 code for a protein of 572 amino acids. The record is from RefSeq and is a predicted model, not a curated record. The transcript is spliced from 2 exons.
AUGAUUCCAUUAUCUUUUAAUGUUAAAUAUAGAAGAUUUUUGGUUUCUAAUAAUAUACGUAAAUGUGUUGAUUCAAAGAGCCAUUUUUGCCUCAAUACACAAAAACAAAAUAUUCCCUUAUUGUAUUCCAAAAGUUACCUAAAUAAGUCUCUAAAAUCACGUUUUUAUCAUUUUAGACUGUAUUCUACUCAAAACUCCUCAUUUAACUCAACUUCAAGUGAUAUUCCUAUACACUCCAGUGAUUUUAAGUUCAGUAUUUGGGAUAAUAAUAAAGAUGAUUCCAUUAACCCAGGUGAUUUAUACCUGGAAAACAUGUUUAACCUUACUCCAAAGGAAUGGAUGAAUUUAAUUAGAAUUUCUGAAGAUAAUUCGCAUUUUCUAUCACUUUUAACUAAUUUUCAGAGAUAUAUCCGUCAUUUAAAAUGCAGUGAUCUUGUGUAUAUUAUUGAAAAAUGUGUAAAUUGUGGAGUUAGGGAUAAUAAUCAGGGCAUAGACGUGUGUUACGUCCUACUGUGUGAGAUUUUAUACAGAUUUUUGUAUGAAAAUAAUCGCAUAUUGAAGAUAAAAGAUAUUUCCAGACUAACUAAAGUACUUUUGAAACUCAAAUUCAACAGGGAAUCACCUGAAACAUCAACUGUUCCAAUAUGUAGCAUGAAUUUUGAAUAUACUAAAGAGGUAUCCGUUUGUGAGAACUGUAAACUAAGAUAUAAAGACCUUUUGAACCUGAACGGUUCUGACAUAUCAACUCUUUUGAUGGUAGUUUUGGGGAAAUCUCUCCUAUUACAAUCUAAGGAUUUGAGGAAAUUACAUGAAAACUCAGUUGUACCAUAUCUUGUCCUUGUCGGAAACAGGAAUUCAGUUCUAUGUUCUCAUUUAGUUAGGGGAAUUUCAUCGAUGUAUUCCAAAACUUUCCUAUUGAGUAAUUCAAUACAUAACAUUUCAAUACUACUCCACACUAUUAAGAGGACCAAGGCUAGAUCUUAUCCACUUGUUAAGAUGAUAGUCGAUAGGCUUUCAACAAAGGGUGAAAUUGAGUCAUUACUUAGCAGAGAAUCGAAUUUACAUACUAAACUGAUUUCAAUAUCACAAAUUAUACAAUUUUGUAUAAACUGCCAUUACUCAUACUCCGAAUUUAACCUCAAACUCGAUACUCUAAUUCACUCAAUUUUGAAGUAUGUUUACGGUAUAUUUUCGGGAGAUGAUAUGAAAGAAAUAACCAAGUUCCCCAACUUUGUAUCGCAAUUAAAUUUACUUAGAAAAUCAAUGAUUUUGGAAAGAAUUCAUUUGAAAGGGUUAAUUUCGGGAACUGAAAUAUCAAGUUUUCUAGACUCUCUGGAGCACAUUAAGCCAACUUUUGCCCCCAAUGAAUUCAAGACUAGUAAUAUCCACUCCCAAGUCGAUACUAUACUCAAGUCUUUUAAUUAUGUAACGUUGUUGGAGCACUACGUCUGCCCUUACAUCGUUGAUAUUUUUGUUCCAUCAAAGAAUGCUGUCAUAGAAGUCGAUGGGCCUUAUCACUAUUCAACAACUCUCAACCCGAGGAUAAAUAAAAUAUUAAAGAGAGAAGUAGAGAAUUAUCAAUUGGGAUAUACUCUUAAUAGUAAACUUAAGAGUAAACUCCUUACCAAAUCAGGCUUCAAAUUUAUAAAUAUACCAUUUUAUCAAUGGCCUGAAGCUACAAAUGAACAAAUUUACUUCAUAUCCAACCUUAAAAUUUAA